Molecule: messenger RNA, 982 nt
Organism: Prorocentrum cordatum
Lineage: Eukaryota; Dinophyceae; Prorocentrales; Prorocentraceae
Source: the annotation of a GenBank genome assembly
GAGGAGGGCAACGAGAUCUUGAGGCUGCCGCAACUCCCGAGCCCGCGCGCCUCGCAGGCGGCGGCGCCCGACGUCGGCGGCGCGGCGUCGCAGAGGUGGUGGAUGCCCAGCACGGAGCAGCCUCGGACACCGCGGCUGGCGGAGCGCGCGCCGCGGCUGGAGGACCCCGGCCAGGCCCAGCCCCGCCGCCCGAGCCUGGGCGCCGAGCGGGCGCUGGGUCAGCCGCACGGCGCCGCCGCCGCGGCGGGGCCGCCCGGCGCGCCCGUGGGCACCCCGCGCGGCGUGCUGGGCGCCAGAUGGGCCGCCGCGGGCGGCGGGGAGGCCGGCGGCCGUGCGGCCAGCCCAAGCCCCGUCGGUGUGCUGCGCCAGGCCCCGCUCCCUGCCCGGCCGCCCGCGCCCUCGGCGCCACCGCCCGUGUCCGCUGGCCGCAAGGAGGCCCGCGCGGCGGACGCCCCGCCCCCUCCCCCGCCGAUGUUGGGGGAGAGGCGCUCCGUUCCUGGCGACGAGGACAGGGGCAUGCGGGCACUUCUGCACGAGCUGGACCUGAGGCCUGGGGUAGCGGCCCCCCGCGGCGGUCUGGGCUGCCAUCGCCGCCAGGGGAGCCCAGACCUAACAGGUCCGUCGCAAGCCUCCGCGCGGCGCGCACGAGGCGGCAGCUCGACGCCGCUUAGCCUGCCCGGCGGCAGCGGGCCCCCGCGGCCGCCUCUCGCGCCAGAGGCCUCCUCCUCCUCCUCCUCCUCAUCCACAUGGGUUGUACGCUGCCCCAGCCGGUGGGAUGUGGCAGGCGGGAGCGCCUGAAUGCACUGCGUAGGUCGGGCCUGGCGCAAUCCGCGCGGCCGGUAGCCAAAAGUGGACAUGUGUGGAUUAUUUCCACGACCUCUUUUUUUCGGCCAUGUGCUAUUCCAUUUUCCAUAUGUGUUGUCUUGCGUAUUCACUCGAUUCCUCCCAGUUGCCGGUUGAUGGAAUCCACGUUGUUCAGGAG